GUCAAUUGAUUAUCAUAACAAACAUGGCGGAUUACUGCACAGAUGCGUAAAAAUUUGUUGCAGUUUUGCCACGUAAUUCUGAAAUUAUACAUUAAGGCUUAAAUGCAGACCACCUGAUACAUCUAAAACAUUUAUUCAAAGACUGAAGAAUAAGUAGAGUUAGCCAUGUCGACACAUGGAUAUUCUGGAAGCCAGUAUGACAGGUUUGUUGAGCGUCGAGAGACGUCAACCCUUCACAAGUUCAAGGAGACAUUCUGGACAACGAAACAAGCAGUUAUACAGAAACUUGGCAAGAAAGAAGAUGAACAUGUGGUCGCCUCAGACUCAGAGUUGGAUUCCAAACUUGAAGUGUUCAAGGCAAUACAGAGGUCAUGUAUGGAAUUGUUGAGGGCUAUAGAAAAAUAUCAGGAUCGCCUCUGUGCUUUAUCGAUGGAGGAAAAUGCCACUGGCAGGUUUUUAAAGUCAAAUAGUGGACAGGAUAAAACUAGAGCUGGUAAAAUGAUGGCUGCAGUUGGAAAAUCACAAAGUUUUGCAGCUCAACAAAGAUAUAUUUUACAUACAUUUCAGGAAUUACAAGAGCCGUCACAGAAGCUUGCGGAUAAUACACGGGAGCCCGCAGAACGAGACAUGGGAGAUGAUUUUGAUCCAGAAAACAGUGAUAACGAGGUGUCAGAACAUUUGGAAGAUUUUGAUGGUUACCUUGACGAUGAUACAAAUGAUAGACUGAUAACACUUGACGAGGAGACCGAGGAGGAGAAAGCAGAAGAAAAUUCUAGUCUACACAAUCUAUAUACUGAUAAACAAGGAACAGUUUCUCCGGAAGAUAGCAAAAAAGGGGAGGGAACUUCAGAGCCUUUCUUGGAUUUUGCUGAGGAAGUUACUGAAUCUAUUAAAGAUCUGGAUAUAAAUGGAAAGAUACCAUCUUUAGAGAAAAAGCCCAUUCCUAAAAAUGUACCUAAAGAUCUGAUGUCAGAUGAUUUGCUUGUUGACGACACAGAGAAAGAUGAUAUGACCAUACUGAAUGAAAUAUUAAAUGCUCCGUCUGCCGCAGGGGAGGACGAUUUCUCACGAGAAUGGCAGGCUGUGUUUGGCCACACCCCUCUUGGAACGGGAGCAUCUCUGACACCUGGUGAGACCGAUCAGUCCCAGAAUCCCUCGGGUUUUAUGCCGUCUGACUUAUUAGAUCUGAAUCAACAGAUGAGUGAUAUGAAUUCUUCAGCUGACAAAUCUCAGUCUGGUCUCAGUCCUUCAAGUGCACCAGAGUCUACACAAGCAACAAAAACUGAGAACCAGUCAAAACAAAUGGGAGCAAGACCUAAAACUACCAAAAAGGGACAGAAAUCAGAUAUGUCAGCCUGGUUUAACUUGUUUGCCGACCUUGACCCCUUAGCUGACCCCGAUGCCGUUAGUAAAUCAGCGGAACAGACAAACGAGUCCUGUAUGGGAUAAAUAUCUAUAAAUAGAAUGAUGGAAUUUUCACUGCUUUGUGGGAUAUAAAAGAGUUCUACAUACUGGUUCUUUAUACUGUACAAAUUGUGUUAUGGAAGUUGAAGAAAUUUU
Messenger RNA from Ruditapes philippinarum (Manila clam), 1560 nucleotides. Its product is annotated as islet cell autoantigen 1-like protein. Gene Ontology annotation, cellular component: Golgi apparatus. The record is from RefSeq and is a predicted model, not a curated record. The transcript is spliced from 12 exons. Bases 166 to 1449 code for a protein of 427 amino acids. Gene Ontology annotation, biological process: regulation of transport. Gene Ontology annotation, molecular function: protein domain specific binding. Lineage: Eukaryota; Metazoa; Mollusca; Bivalvia; Venerida; Veneridae.